Prunus persica (peach) is the source of this 1883-nucleotide messenger RNA. Its product is annotated as inositol 1,3,4-trisphosphate 5/6-kinase 4. Gene Ontology annotation, cellular component: cytoplasm. Gene Ontology annotation, molecular function: inositol-1,3,4-trisphosphate 6-kinase activity; inositol-3,4,5,6-tetrakisphosphate 1-kinase activity; ATP binding. The transcript has 12 exons. The coding region runs from base 152 to 1705 and encodes 517 amino acids. Gene Ontology annotation, biological process: inositol trisphosphate metabolic process. The record is from RefSeq and is a predicted model, not a curated record. Lineage: Eukaryota; Viridiplantae; Streptophyta; Magnoliopsida; Rosales; Rosaceae.
CGCUUACGCACUCCGCUUUUGGUUCCAUUCCCUCGCUCGCUCGCACGCACCGCAUCGCAUUCUUUCUCCACAUUUCCUUACUCCCUUCUUCCAUUAGUAGUAGAUUUAGAGAGAGAGAGAGAGAGAGAGAGAGAGAGAGAGAGAGAGAGAGAUGGCGGGAGUGGGUGGUGUUGUAGGAGGAGUGAUACUGGACGAGUCUGUACUUUUGGCCUCACAACAACUCCAGCAUCCCGAUUCUUCUUCUUCUUCUCAUAGCAGCAGCAAUUGUGCCUUCUUCCAACCCGACGCCCACUUUUUGCUCCGUAAGCUCCGCCAUUCCAACAUCCCUACGGGCAUUUCUUAUGGACCAGGUCUUGAAGCUCAUAAGGUUAGUAUUCUUAAAGAGGUGGCGACACAGUAUUCAAUCCAUUGCUUCAUCUUGGAUGCGUCCUCUAUAGAUGAUACUACACGAGAGGUUGAGCUAGCUUGGAGAAACAUUGGAGGCUGUAUUUUGUAUCUGGUUUCUAACAAGAAGAGAGACAUCUAUCCUAAACUAAGCAAAUGCGGUUGGCUGAUCACCAUUCUAAAUGUUGAAGGCAGCAGUGCAUGUGAGAAUUCAAGCAUGGUUUAUAUCAACAAACUACAGGAGUUGCCUUUGACUAUUUGCCACAUAAAUAGAAAGGCAAUUGGGAACAGUGUUGUGACUGUCGGUUAUAUUAUGAAGCCUUCUCGUGAAGAAGAUUUUGCUAAGAGGGGUGCAUUCCCUAUGUAUCCUACUCAAGAUGGGCUGAUGUUUGUUCCCCUCACAUUUGAGCUCCCUCUAUCACCUCAGUUACAAGAAGUUGAUGUAGUACUCCACAAAGCAACUGAUGAAAUUAUAUCCAUUGAUUUGAAUAGUUCUUUACAGUCCUCUAACACCAUAACUUACAGCAGGGGGAUGCAGGAAUUGCAAAGAUAUAUGGAACAUCACUUGGACCUCUGUGUGAUUGACCCACUUAACUAUAUUUAUCCUGUACUGGAUCGAUUGAAAAUUCAACAGAUUCUACUUGGGUUGGAGGAUCUCAAAACCAGAGGUUGCCGUGCAAUUAGGGGGCCCAAUUUUCUCAAGGUUGAUGAUUUUAACCAGGCUGGUUUGAUUCAAAGCCUAUCUGAAACUAAAUUAGCUCUUCCAAGUAUAGUAAAACCUCAAGUUGCUUGUGGUGUAGCCGAUUCUCACAGUAUGGCAAUUGUUUUUAGAGUUGAAGAUUUCAAGGAGUUGACUGUUCCUCUUCCAGCAAUUAUACAGGAAUAUGUGGAUCAUUCAUCAACACUCUACAAAUUUUACGUCUUGGGUGAAAAAGUUUAUCAUGCAGUUAAGAACUCUACUCCAAAUGCAGAUACCUUGAUGAAAUUAUCUGGAAGUAAUGAGCUCAAACCCUUGGUCUUUGACAGCUUGAAAUCUCUACCUACUGCCAAGGGAAACCCAAAUUCUGGAGAUGGUAAUAGCUCAAAGGACACUGAUCACUGCAUUGAUCUCGAGCUGGUUACUAGUGCAGCUAAUUGGCUUAUGAGAAAGCUUGAACUGACCAUCUUUGGCUUUGAUGUUGUUAUUCAGGAAGGCACUGGUGACCAUGUCAUUGUUGAUGUAAACUACCUUCCCUCAUUCAAGGAAGUUCCCAAUGAAGUUGCCAUCCCUGCGUUUUGGGAUGCUAUUAAGAAGAAAUUUGAAUUGAAAAGGACGACAUGAGCAACUGCUAGUGUUUUGACUUGUACCUGCAAGUAGUUGGUUUGUUAACAUGAAGUGUGAUAAUGACAACGGAUUUACAGAGGCAAGAGUUCGUGUAAUAGAAUUGUAUUUUAUUACUUAAAUUGCACUCUAUCUCAAGAACUCUAAGCAAUGAAACCUUCUUCUUCCUUUUUGGUCA